AUGAGAGAGAGUGACAAGAGGAGAAAAGGUGGAUGGUGGGGUUUCAAUCCGUCCGGGUAUCAGGAGAAGGAAUCUUUUCGAUGGAGACUGAGUUUGCACUUAGUUUUUGUUGGCAAUAUCAGCGAGGGUAUUACAAGGAAGGAUCUAUGGGACAAGUUCAAUGAUUUUGGUAUAGUAGUGGAUGUUUUUAUGCCUCCGAGAAGGAAAGGUGGGUCGAGAAGUUUUGCGUUCAUCAGAUAUAGAUUUCAAGAUGAGUUGAUCAGAGCUGUUCAAAGAGGCAAUGGCAUGAAAUUUGGAGGGAUGGCCUUGGUGGUUCCUAAAGCGACAGUAAGGAAACUUGAUAGAGAGUCUCAUGGAAGAAUUAGUUGGGAAAGAAACAAGGUCAGGGUCAGGUCAGAUUCUGGCAGAUUUGGAAAGUCGGAGAAUGACAGAGUUCAGAAGUCUCACUGGAAGGAGAAACCUCAGCAUGAGAAAAGAGAUAAUGCUAUUAUUGCUGUUAGAGGUAAUAAUAGUGGAACCACUAAAGAAUCGAAAGAGCCUGAUAUUCAGCAACCUGAUGGUAGUACUCCUAUGCAAGUUUUACAGCCAGAUACUGUGAUUAAUAAAGUUGCAGAUGUCAAUGAGGAAAUGGUUCUUAUUAGUACUUAUGGGAAUAUGUCGGAGGUGAUUACAGCAAUUCAGAGCUUUGAGUUCCAGGUGAAGGUGGCUGAAAUCAGUAAUGUCAUGUUACUUCUAAUUGUUAAUAAGGAAGCUUUAGUGGAUGAUUGUAUUAAGGCAGUGAAUGGACUUAAUCUUGAUUGCUUCAUUGAGUUCAUGAGUAUUGAUGAAAGUACCAAGAGCAGGAAUUCCUUUAAACAAGCUAGAGUGCAGACUGCCUUAUCAAGUGUUUGUGAUGUCCCAAAGAUUAUCACAGGUGAAUCAGCUGGUAUAAAAUUCAGAAUUCGGGUUUCGUUAGAGAAGGUUGACAGAGGUGAGUGGGAUUGUAGCGGUUUUCCGGUGCCGUCGAAGGGUCAGAGCAUUAAUCAUGACGACGAGCUUGUGUUGGUUCCUAAUUCAGCAUUUAUUGAUGCCUCUCUGUAUGAUAAGGAUGACUUUGGUUUUGAAGAAAAUAAUGAUGAUUGCCGCAUAAGAAUUACUCCCGAGGAUAUUGUUGGGGAGAGUUUGACUGUUAGUAGGGAAGGUGCCGGCAGGAGAGAUUUAUUGCACUCAAAUUUUGUCGUCGACUCUUUGGAAAGGGAAGAUGAAUUUGUUCCAAAUUCAAAUUCAUUUAUCGAGCAUCAUGUGUCUGAGCCAGAAGCCCAUUUUAAUCACUCUGGGUCUACUUCCACUAGGCCCAGCCUAGGUGUUAGAAGUCUGAGUGGGUUAAAGGGUGUUGUGGAUGAUUUUAAUUUUACAAAAGGAUUAGGAAGAAAAGAGAAGAGAAGAGCCGUUAGGUCUUUGAUUGCCCGGUGCCAGGCCAAUUUGGUGAUGCUUCAAGAAUCAAAAUUGGAUUCAGUUAAUUUGAGGUUAAUUAAAUCGAUGUGGGGUAGAGAUAAAUUCCAAUAUAGAGUUGCGGAGGCUAUUGGCUCUGCUGGGGGACUUAUAUCUAUAUGGGAUGAGGAUUUUUUUAGUGUGGAGCUUGCGGUGGUAGAUUCGAGAUAUAUAAUAUGUAUUGGUACUCUGCUGCAAAACGGAUUUCGUUGUGCUAUUGGUAUUGUCUAUGCUCCGAAUGAUGAAGAUGGUAGGCUGAAUGUCUGGAGAGAAACUAGAGACCUUAAAGCUCAAUUUGAUGUCCCCUGGAUCCUUGGAGGUGACUUUAAUGCGGUUUUGAGAAGGGAGGAGAGGCUUGGCGCUUCAGGGAAUAUUCAAGGUGUGGAGUCUUUUUCUGAGUUUAUUGGUUAUAUGCAACUCGUGGAUUUACCUCUGAUUGGUGCUAAAUAUACUUCGGCAAAUACUAGAGAUUUGCCAUUGUUUAUCAGAUUGGAUCAUUUUUUAGUCAGCUCUGAGAUCUUGUUGAGUUUUCCUGACAUCAAACAGAAGGCAAAACCAAAGUCCCUUUCUGACCACAAUCGAAUUUUAUUGCUUGUGGAAAAUCAGAAUUGGGGCUCUAAGCCUUUUAAAUUUUUUAACUACUGGCUGGAACUUGAUGGCUUCCAAAAAACGUUUGACAGUGCUUGGAAAAGUUUAAAUGGUGGUUAUGAUAAUUAUCAGAGACUCAGAUUGUUAAAACCAAAAAUUAAAGAAUGGUUUAAUGAGUUUGGAAGAGUUGAUCUUAGAAGAAUUGAAGAACUUGAAGAGGAGAUUAAUAGUUUGGAAUUGGAGAUACAAGUGCAGCAUGGGAGCAAUGUAACUGAGCUCAGAAGAGUUAUUUUAGCCAAGAAAAAUGACCUUUGGAAUUUGUACAGAAUGGUUGAGAGGUCAUGGCAGCAAAAAGCGGUUGAGAGGUCAUGGCAGCAAAAAGCUAGAAUGCAGUGGCUUAAGGAGGGUGAUAAAAACACCAAGUUCUUUCACUUGGUUGCCUCUAACAGAGCCCGUAGGAAUCGCAUUGACUCUAUUGAGAUUGAUGGUUUGGUAAUUGAGAAACCUGAGGACGUGAAAGAAGGUAUUUCAAGUUUCUUUGAAAAGUUUUAUAAUACCAAAACUGCUGUUAGGGUUGCUGAUAUUGAUUGUAACUUUAAAAGAUCAAGUGAAGAGAGGGCUGAUUGGCUUGAGAGAGUUAUGUCGGCGGAAGAAGUGUAUGAAGCUAUUUGUGAGUGUGAUGGUACCAAGGCUCCAGGCCCGGAUGGGUUUAAUUUUUUUUUCAUAAAAAAGCAGUGGGAAACGCUUAAAGGUAGUGUGAUGGAAUUUAUCAAUGAUUUUUGCAGUGGAGCUAAUUUUAACACCAAUGUUAACAAUUCUUUCAUUACUUUGGUGCCUAAAUGUAAUGGGGCGGUGAAGAUUGAACAAUUUAGACCUAUAAGCUUGGUGGGCUGUCUAUAUAAGAUCCUUGCUAAGGUGCUCUCAAGAAGGCUAAAAAGUGUUAUGCAAGAUGUUAUAGGGGAGUUUCAAUUUGCUUUUACUCAAGGGAGACAGAUUUUAGAUUGUUCGCUUAUUGCUAAUGAGAUAGUUGACUCUAUGAAGAAAAGCAAGGAAGGUGUGCUUGUGAAUGGCUCAGCUGAAAGGAAAUUCUCUCCUGCUAGAGGUCUUCGACAGGGAUGUCAUUUGUCUCCCUUUCUCUUUAAUUUGGUUGGUGAGUUCCUUAGUUUACUGUUAUCUAAAGCUGUUGAUAUCGGGUUGUUUUCUGGUUUUCAGGUAGGAAGGGUGGCUAUUUCUCAUCUCCAAUAUGCUGAUGAUACUCUAAUUACUUUUACUAUCAAACAACAACUGGACAGAAUUGUGAGAAGAUUUCUGUGGUCUAGUAAUAGUGAGGGGAGGAAGAUUCAUUUCAUUGAUUGGGACUCGAUCUGCAAGUAUAAAGAUCAAGGUGGAUUGGGAAUCAUUGAUCUCGAUAUUAUGAAUCAAGCUCUCCUAAAUAAGUGGUUAUGGAGAUUUGGUAAUGAGCAAGGCAGUCUCUGGCAGAGAAUCAUUGUGGAGAAAAAUGGUUGUUCUAAUAGUGCUCUUAUUCCUGCUGGCAGUAAUAGAAAUGGUUCUGCAGCUUCUGCUUUGUGGAAAUCUAUUUUGAAGCCUGGGAAUGAUGGGUUAUCUUCAAUGAAUAAAAUACCGUCCGUGACCGGUCGGUUCAACCGGGAACCGGUGCCCAGUCCGGUACUGGAUGGUAUGGCUAUCUCCAUUGGUUAUGGUAUUAAAGUUGACUUCUGGAAAGAUGAAUGGGUGGAAGGAAUUAUUUUAAAGGAGUCAUUCCCUCGGAUUUACGCCCUUGUUUUAGUUAAAAAUGGAUCUGCUGCUGAUUUUGGAUCCUUUGUUGACGAUGAAUGGAGAUGGGUGGUUAUUAGGAAAAGACUGGCUGUAAAGUUUGAGCUAAACAAAAGAGGCUUAAUCUCUUUUGAAUCUUCUUUGUGUGAAAAAGAAGUAGAGAAUGUUGAGCAUCUGUUUUUCACCUGCAUUUGUUCCUGGAAUAUCUGGAUGGCAUGCUGUAGGUUAUGGGGCAUUCGCUGGGUUGUACCAGUGGAUCCAACAACUUUCUUUUUGUCCUGGUAUUAUGCUAUUGAUGAUUUCAGCAAAGUGAAUGUUUGGAGAUUGAUCUUCUUUGUGGUCAUAUGGUCCCUUUGGCUUACCAGAAACGAUAUGGUCUUUAACAACAAACACUUUGAUGCCUUACAAUUGUUUGAUCUUAUUAAAUUGAGGCUUUCUUGGUGGGUGAAGGCUGCUUGGCCCGAUUCUAAUCUCUCUUUUGAGAACUUGUUUCGUUUUCCAGAUGUUGCUGUUGUCAAACAUAAUAAGGCAAAGGUUCCAAGGUGUUUGACUUGGGAGAGGCCUACUUCUGGCUUUUUAAAGUUCAAUGUAGAUGGAGCAUCAAAAGGGAAGCCGGGUCCUGCCGGGAUUGGCGGCAUCUUGAGAGAUGAGAAUGGGAGAGUUUGCAUGGAAUUUUCUAAGUCUACUGGUAUAAUGGAGUUGAAUGAGGAUAAGGUGUGUGCUAUCAGAGAAGGGCUGUUGGUUUUUUGUGCAUCUAGGUGGGUUGAAUCACAUGGGUUAAUUGUGGAGAGUGAUUCUUCUAUUGCAGUUAAGUGGGUGGAAAAUCCUGAUGAGUCUCCUUGGAGGCUUAGGAAAUGGAUUAACCACAUAUGUUUGUUGAAAAGAAAUUUCUCCUCUUUUAAGGUUUGCCACAUUUUUAGAGAAGCCAAUCAUGAUGCAGAUGUUUUAGCUAAGGAAGGGAUUGAUCGUGAGGCUCCCUAUGUUAGAUUGUUUGGCUGA
Messenger RNA from Corchorus capsularis, 4830 nucleotides. NCBI's taxonomy places the organism in Eukaryota, Viridiplantae, Streptophyta, Magnoliopsida, Malvales, Malvaceae. The record is from the annotation of a GenBank genome assembly.